AUGAACUCGCAAGAUGACCAGAGUGAAGAGCUCUUUAUGCCAGAGGCGGAGUUCUCUGAUGUUCAGCUUAACCUAGAGUUCGCUGACUCGUCAGAAGACUUUAAACCGGAGAUUGAGACGCUAGCUGGUGCAUUUUGGGCACAGACGCCACACAGUGAGCUUGCCUUUGAAUUGGCCAAAAUAGUUUCAGCCCAGCCUGAAAUUGGUACAGUUGCUUGUGGCGACGACUCGGCUGUCCUAGGAUACCAUAGUAUAAUUAACUUAGGACAGCACAUGCAUAUCUCAGCCAUAGAGGCCCUCUUUGACUUGCUAUUAAAUGCCUUAGAAGAAUACAAAGACACGUUGCCGCCUGCUAAGCUUUUCUGGCAACGCCUUAAGGCUGGGACUGUUUGCCUAGGGUUUCUGACUACAGGCCGCUACACAAAUUUGCCUAUGAGUGCAAUUGCAGCCUUCUAUCAGGUUGUCAAGGACGACAUAGAGUGGGCCUCUAGUGCAAAAUACAAUAGCAGCACUCCGUCACAUCUCUUUAAGUUCACUCACAUCCUUUACAUCACCAAGGCCGUGCUGAAGGAUACUGAGCCUUCCAUGAACCAAACAACUGGGUGCACAACUAAUCCAUUAAACCGCCUCAAGAAACGAAGCCUGGCUCGGCCAGAGGACACAACCAUUAUUGAAUGUUCUCUAUUUACUCUUCUUGUACCAGCUUCCUUGGGCUCAUUUACCUGCUGGGUGAUCUCUGUUCUAGAUUUGGCCGGGUACCUUCGUGUCUCGAAAGCAUUAGCUGAUGAGGACUUCGAUUGA
Messenger RNA from Giardia duodenalis, 801 nucleotides. RefSeq names its product p21-C-terminal region-binding protein. Gene Ontology annotation, cellular component: nucleus. The record is from RefSeq and is a predicted model, not a curated record. The coding region runs from base 1 to 801 and encodes 266 amino acids. The transcript has a single exon. Lineage: Eukaryota; Fornicata; Diplomonadida; Hexamitidae.